This is a messenger RNA of Penaeus vannamei (Pacific white shrimp), 1599 nucleotides long. NCBI's taxonomy places the organism in Eukaryota, Metazoa, Arthropoda, Malacostraca, Decapoda, Penaeidae. The record is from RefSeq and is a predicted model, not a curated record.
GUGUAUGUGUGUGUGUGUGUAUGUAUGUAUGUAUGUAUGUAUGUAUGUAUGUAAAUUACAUAAAUAUCCUGGAUUUAAGGAAGGAAUGAUAUUUUAGUAGACUUCUGUACAUCAUAUUUGAUAUUUGCAUCAAAGAGGAAGGAGUGUUAGAAAGGGCUUAUUUUUAUAUUAUCUCUAGAAUGGCAAUGAACUGGCUUUGCCAACUUUUUCCUUAGAUGAUCAAGUAAGAUAAGCAUCCCCAACAGGUAGGACUGGGCAUGGAUAAGCAAAGGACUGGUGGAAGAGCAGCCAAUGCAAGUGGAAUGAGCUUCACCAACACACACAAGGUGCACUUCUGUCCCUACUGUGCCUACAUAACUAAUUUUACAAGUCAUCUGAAGGAACACAUUCGCACUCACACAGGGGAGAAGCCAUAUGCUUGUCCACACUGUAUAUAUAGGGCUACAACAAAAGAUCAUUUGAAGAAACAUAUACGUGUUCACACAGGGGAGAAGCCAUAUGCAUGUGAUCAGUGUUCCUAUCGAUCGACACAGAGUGCACAUCUAAACUCCCAUAGAAGGAUCAAGCACAGUACUGUAACCAUUAAAAUUAUUACUCUUGGUAACCUUUCAAUGAUAUUAAAAUAUGGCCCCUGUAUGCAAAAUUUAGUACCCAGGAUUCUUAAGCAUAUGGGUAUCACCAUUUAUAGGCAAGAUUCUACAAUUCUGAUUACAGAUUCCCUGAGACCUAUAUGUCACAUUGAGUCUUGCCCAACAGCAGGGGAGGAUAUGCCCAUGGUACCAGAUGGAAAUAUCAAGGUGGGAUCCAACUUAGAGUGUUUGAGGCCUAGCGGGAGAGGAUCAGGUGCCAAGAUGCAUCACUGUCCUCUGUGUGCCUACAACACCGCUAAUUAUGCACACCUGAUGGACCACAUGCGAGCUCACACAGGAGAGAAGCCCUUUUCCUGUCCUCAUUGUCCUUACCGUGCAGCGCAAAAGACAAAUUUGAAGACACAUAUGCGUACUCAUACCGGGGAAAAGCCUUAUUCUCCCUCACACUAUAGAAAUUCUGCUGGAAGCUGGUUGAUGAAGUUUGAGAGCAGCUAUGUUCAGUCAGCUGCAGGCCACAUUUUUAAGUUCCAUUAUGUGUUUUGGAUAUUCUUUGGGGAUUCAGUUCCUGGAAGUGAAAAUAAAAGCAGGGAUGGGCAUCCCCUACAGGUAGGGCUGAACAGUGGUGGUCUAAGGAGAGGAGGAGGCAGUGGAACCACAGUGAACAAGAAUUCUACUGCCAAGUUGCAUCAGUGCCCCUACUGUGACUACAAUACAAAGAAAAGCACAAAUCUUGUCACUCAUUUAAGAACACAUACUGGAGAAAAGCCCUUUCCAUGUACAUAUUGUCCUCAUUCAGCAACUACUAAAGAAAGCUUAAAAAGACAUAUUCGUACACAUACUGGUGAAAAGCCAUAUGUUUGUUCUCACUGUCCAUUUAGGUCUGCAGAAAAGGGUAAUUUGAAAAAUCAUAUCUUGAUUCAUCAUGUUUAAAGAAGUUAUCUAACAUUUUGUUUUCUGGAAAUAAUUGUACUCAGGUGUGUCCUUGGGAAAGUUGGGGGGGGGGAGGUAA